GUCCGAGCCACCUGUAGCAGCCAGCGAGUCCACCCCGGAGGAAACACGUCUGCACGGCCCCAUUACCUUCACCGCUAUACCGGCCGACCACGGGGCUUCUCCACCGCCUGCUCCCCCGGACACGAGUCGUUUGACAGCCGAAGACCGGAGAGAUGUUUCCCCGCAGCCUCCUACCUGUCGUGUGUCUCCUGGUCGCUGUUAUCAAAGGAAUGACAGCAACAGAUCCUACAACACAUAAUGUCACCAGCGAUGGGGGAAUGAUGAACACGACAUCCACCACUCCUGCAACUUCAAGCAGCGACCACUCAACCAGCAGUUUUCCAACUUUACCACCACACACCAGUAACGACACCACCGCAAAUACACCGGUCACACACACCAGUAACGACACCACCGCAAAUACACCGGUCACACACACCAGCAACGACACCACCGCAAGUACACCGGUCACACACACCAGUAACGACACCACCGCAAGUACACCGGUCACACACACCAGUAACGACACCACCGCAAGUACACCGGUCACACACACCAGUAACGACACCACCGCAAGUACACCGGUCACACACACCAGUAACGACACCACCGCAAGUACACCGGUCACACACACCAGUAACUACACCACCGCAAGUACACCGGUCACACACACCAGUAACGACACCACCUCAAAUACACCGGUCACACACACCAGCAACGACACCACCGCAAGUACACCGGUCACACACACCAGUAACGACACCACCGCAAGUACACCGGUCACACACACCAGCAACGACACCACCGCAAGUACACCGGUCACACACACCAGUAAUGACACCACCGCAAGUACACCGGUCACACACACCAGUAACGACACCACCGCAAGUACACCGGUCACACACACCAGUAACGACACCACCGCAAGUACACCGGUCACACACACCAGUAACGACACCACCUCAAGUACACCGGUCACACACACCAGCAACGACACCACCGCAAAUACACCGGUCACACACACCAGUAACGACACCACCGCAAAUACACCGGUCACACACACCAGUAACGACACCACCGCAAGUACACCGGUCACACACACCAGUAACGACACCACCGCAAGUACACCGGUCACACACACCAGUAACGACACCACCGCAAGUACACCGGUCACACACACCAGUAACGACACCACCGCAAGUACACCGGUCACACACACCAGCAACGACACCACCGCAAGUACACCGGUCACACACACCAGUAACGACACCACCGCAAGUACACCGGUCACACACACCAGUAACGACACCACCGCAAAUACACCGGUCACACACACCAGUAACGACACCACCGCAAGUACACCGGUCACACACACCAGUAACGACACCACCGCAAGUACACCGGUCACACACACCAGCAACGACACCACCGCAAAUACACCGGUCACACACACCAGCAACGACACCACCGCAAAUACACCGGUCACACACACCAGCAACGACACCACCUCAAGUACACCGGUCACACACACCAGUAACGACACCACCGCAAAUACAUCGGUCACACACACCAGUAACGACACCACCACAAGUACACCGGUCACACACACCAGUAACGACACCACCGCAAAUACAUCGGUCACACACACCAGUAACGACACCACCACAAGUACACCGGUCACACACACCAGUAACGACACCACCACAAGUACACCGGUCACACACACCAGUAACGACACCACCACAAGUACACCGGUCACACACACCAGUAACGACACCACCGCAAGUACACCGGUCACACACACCAGUAACGACACCACCACAAGUACACCGGUCACACACACCAGUAACGACACCACCACAAGUACACCGGUCACACACACCAGUAACGACACCACCGCAAAUACAUCGGUCACACACACCAGUAACGACACCACCACAAGUACACCGGUCACACACACCAGUAACGACACCACCGCAAAUACAACGGUCACACACACCAGUAACGACACCACCACAAGUACACCGGUCACACACACCAGUAACGACACCACCACAAGUACACCGGUCACACACACCAGUAACGACACCACCGCAAAUACAUCGGUCACACACACCAGUAACGACACCACCACAAGUACACCGGUCACACACACCAGUAACGACACCACCGCAAAUACAACGGUCACACACACCAGUAACGACACCACCACAAGUACACCGGUCACACACACCAGUAACGACACCACCUCAAGUACACCGGUCACACACACCAGUAACGACACCACCACAAGUACACCGGUCACACACACCAGUAACGACACCACCGCAAAUACAUCGGUCACACACACCAGUAACGACACCACCACAAGUACACCGGUCACACACACCAGUAACGACACCACCACAAGUACACCGGUCACACACACCAGUAACGACACCACCACAAGUACACCGGUCACACACACCAGUAACGACACCACCGCAAAUACAUCGGUCACACACACCAGUAACGACACCACCACAAGUACACCGGUCACACACACCAGUAACGACACCACCGCAAGUACACCGGUCACACACACCAGUAACGACACCACCACAAGUACACCAGUCACACACACCAGUAACGACACCACCGCAAAUACAUCGGUCACACACACCAGUAACGACACCACCACAAGUACACCGGUCACACACACCAGUAACGACACCACCGCAAAUACAUCGGUCACACACACCAGUAACGACACCACCACAAGUACACCGGUCACACACACCAGUAACGACACCACCACAAGUACACCGGUCACACACACCAGCAACGACACCACCACAAGUACACCGGUCACACACACCAGCAACGACACCACCGCAAAUACACCGGUCACACACACCAGUAACGACACCACCACAAGUACACCGGUCACACACACCAGCAACGACACCACCGCAAGUACAAACUCUACUAACAUCCCUCCUGAGACUCCUAUUCCCACUACUACACCCUUAUCCUCCACUACCACCACAAACACAACACUCACAACAGUACCCCCACCCUCUUCACCUACCUCCAUCUCCAACUCCAGCUCUUUCCCCACAAAUACCUCCUCAGACAGUAGCACCGCACCCCCAACCGGAAAUACCAGCACCGUUAGUCCCUCAACGACCUCAGGAGUGAGUGGCAAUACAUCAGCCUCAUCUACCACUGGUACUGCUACCACCAUCACUGGCACCACCCAGCGACCAACAGACGCCACCACUAACAGCUCCUCCACCACUCCAACGUCCAUCACCACCAUCAGUACUGGUACCACCAUUAAUAGCACCACCCAGCGACCAACAGACGCCACCACCAAUAGCUCCUCCACCACUCCAACAUCCAUCACCACCAUCAGUACUGGUACCACCAUUAAUAGCACCACCCAGCGACCAAAAGACACAACAGCAGUCCCGCCCGUCCCUCCUGUUAUAGUGUGUCCUGCCGUCCCGUGCCCACUCGACAGCGUCUGUCUUAAUAGCACAUGCCAGUGUCUCUCUGGUCGCUUCCUGGUGAAUGGCCGCUGUGCAGCUGCCCAAGUGUUCCCAGGCCAGCUUCAUCUCACCUCCUUGACAUUUGAAAAGAACAUGAGCGACAGGGCCUCAGGAAUAUUCCAGAAGACAGCAGCUCAGAUCUCGGCAGCGCUCAGAGAGGCCCUCAAAAAUCAGCCGGGGUAUAAACAAUCAGAUGUUGUGCAACUUGAACCAGGAAGUGUACAAGCAACUGUAAACAACAUAUUUGACAACACAACCGCCACUAAAGAGUCUGUUAAUCAGGCCAUCAAUGAAGCUAUAGCCAACCCGUCAAAUGGCCUGUUGGCUAAUGCUACAUUUAUAGGUAUCAACCUGUGUAUGCAGGAGCCACUUCCAUGUGAAUUCUCCACGACAACGUGCAGAAAUUCAAAUGGCCAAGCUGCUUGUUCCUGUAAAGAGGGCUACAUCGCCAUCCCGUACUCCAACACCAGCUGCAGUGUGUGUCUAAGUGGGCAGAGGGCAGUGGGAAACGUGUGCCAACUCUGUGCAUUCGGUUACGCUGGCUUAAACUGCAAUGACUCGUCGCUGCUCGCGGUGGUGAUCAUCUCCUGUAUGCUGGGAGCUCUUCUCAUCAUCGUCCUGGCUUUGCUCAUAUAUUGCUACUGUAGGGGAUUCACAAGGAGCAAGCAGGACUACAGCAGCAGCCCGUACUCAUCCGGUGAUUUAAACAAGCCCUGGCCCACUGGCAUCACCCCCAUCCCCCGAGCCUCCAUGAACUUAGAGGCAGCUCCUCCAAUAGAGAUGUCAGAAGGGGGCAUCGCUCGUGUUCUGGUGGACAAAAAACAUCCAACCAACGGAUUGGGGUUUCAGCCGAAGUACAAAGGAGGGAAAAAGUCGGGAUCAUAUGAUCUCAACCCAGUAGGGAUGAACACCUUCAAAGAUCAAGACCCAUCCCGGUACACCUAUCUGGUUCAAGGCCACGAGAACCCCUACUUCUUAGCGGAAGAAGGCAAGGAGGACUGAUGGAAGUCAUGAGGAAUGAGGAAAAGGGGAUCAAAAGGAAGCCACUGAUUUAAAAACUCUGGGUCUUCAGGCACAUUUCUUGAGCAGGUUUUUUUAAUAAAUUCUUGAACUUGCUUGGAAUAAUAAAUCACAAGGGACAUUUCUCAACUGGGAAACAGCCACCAAAGAGAUUAAUUCGUACGAGCAAGAACAUUUGAACAUUUAGUGACGUUGGGUGCGUGGCGUGUAUUCAAUGGAAAGAGCUAAAUGAUGCUGAUCAUAAACAGUAGAUGUCGCUGUUGCUCAGUAUAAUAAUCACACUGUUUUAAAAAGGACGUUUUAAUUUGUUAUGCUGUUAGUAAAUCAUUCUGUGUCGUCUUUUCAAUUCAUCUUCUUGUAUUGUGAAUUGCACUUAAGUUUAUGUCAAGUAUACCACCAGUUGUACUCUUCUAUCAAAGGGGAAAUGAAUGUGGGCUGUCAGGGGCUCCUACACGUUUUCUUAUGGUCAUGAUUAUUUAAAAAAAGAGAGAAAUCUUGAUAACUAAAGGGGCUGGAUCCCUGUUUCGGGCUAUUUUCAAGGGAUGUUUUUAAAGGGAUGUACAUUGUAGCCGUCUAAAGCAGAGUAUUUUGUAUUUGUUAAAGCUGCAUUUGCAAAAUGUGCCUGUUUGAAUCGUCUCUUUGACAAACAGGAAACGUGCACAGCUGGUGAUAAAGCCUGUCUCCUGGAUGUGCCAAUUAUACCGUGUAUACAUUUCUUUUAAAAACGGUUCUAUAUUUAUCUUUACGUGACUGAGACGUGCACUAUUUCUUAAUUAUUUGUAAAUAAUUGAAGAUCUUUUGGAACAGAAUGCAUGUGUGUGUGUGUGUGCAAUAGAAAUAAAUAAAUUUAAAACAACA
Messenger RNA from Pseudoliparis swirei, 5390 nucleotides. Its product is annotated as mucin-2. The record is from RefSeq and is a predicted model, not a curated record. Lineage: Eukaryota; Metazoa; Chordata; Actinopteri; Perciformes; Liparidae. Gene Ontology annotation, biological process: cell-cell junction assembly. The transcript is spliced from 14 exons. The coding region runs from base 153 to 4514 and encodes 1453 amino acids.